Coccinella septempunctata (seven-spotted ladybird) is the source of this 2165-nucleotide messenger RNA. RefSeq names its product NCK-interacting protein with SH3 domain. The coding region runs from base 130 to 1986 and encodes 618 amino acids. The record is from RefSeq and is a predicted model, not a curated record. The transcript is spliced from 8 exons. Gene Ontology annotation, biological process: endocytosis. Gene Ontology annotation, molecular function: protein binding; Arp2/3 complex binding. NCBI's taxonomy places the organism in Eukaryota, Metazoa, Arthropoda, Insecta, Coleoptera, Coccinellidae.
UUUGAUUGUUGUUUUGACAAGGGCGACAACAUGUAUUGGAUUUUGCGAUUUGAAAACAUUUAAGUAUUCUAGUAGAAAUUUUUAUAAUUUACCUUGAAAUAUUACUUCACAGGGAAAAAGACACAAAAAAUGUCUGAAAAUAUAGUCUUGGAAGGCAAUUUAGAUAUGCUCCACAGCCUCUACGAUUUUAAGGCUACAUAUCCCAGAACGCUAAGCUUUAGAAAUAAUGAAUACUUCAUUCUAAAUCAGGUUAAUACGAGAAAGAAAAAUUGGUGGGAAGUGAUAAAUGGCAAGGGCGAAACAGGUUACAUUCCCUCCAAUUAUGUUGAAACAUUAACAGUUAAUCCCUCAUUCUACUUGCAUUUUGUGGAGAGCUGUUUAGAUUCCCUGUCUAGAAAUGAGGAUUGUGCUUUAAGUACCACUACCGAUAGAAAAAAGACCAUUAAAAAAUUAACAGAGAUCAAAAAACAACUUGAGCAGCUACCUGAAAUACAAAAGAGUACAGUUGGAUCCCAGGGUGAUAUGCCACCUUUAAUAUUUCAAAAUUCUGAUGGUCAGCUUGAAAUGAAUGUGGAAUCGAAUUGUAGUUUCGAUAAAAACUUAGAGGAAGACUGUGCCAAACCUGUGGUGAACAGAAUGUUGAGUAGAGAAAAUAUGAGAAAGUCCUUGGAGAAUUUACACGACUCUAAGUCGGAUAGUCUAUCCACACAACGAAGGAAAUCUCUAACAAGCAAUUGUUACAGCAUCUCACCUGCUAUAACGCAUCAAAGUGUCUAUGAUCUAGUUGAAAGUGUAAGAAUCAAUACAGAAUUGUCCCAUGAAAUGUCGAAGAUAGCAGUAGGUACAGUCAUUCAAGGAUUACAUGAAUUGUUGCCUGCAUCGGUUUUUCCUUACCUUAGUACCAUUCAGUCUCAUAUUGAAACACCACUCGUGGUGGAUGAUGUUCAAAUUGAACAGACACACGAUGCCAGUAGGUUAAGAUUGAUUUUCAACGAACUUACUUCUUGUAAAGAAGAUUCCCAACAAAGAAGCUGGAUGUUACAUGAGGAUGAGGGAACUAUUACUGAGUAUAUAAAAGAACUUAUCUCGAUUCUGUCAAAUGCGGAUGCCAGUAUUUCACGACAUGUUAUUUCAUAUGAUCAGUAUCACUGCAUCACAACGUUAAUUCAGUAUUAUCAAAUGGAAAUUCGAUGGUCCAUAAGACAACUCCUCUUACAAGCAUUUGGUGUGUUGUGUAGUCUUGAUAAGACGGUUGUGGAUAUUAUGUUGAACUCUGUUCUACCUGGAGAACUUGCAAGGGAUAUGGUUAUGAACUCUAGGAAUAUACCGAAAUUAAAUUAUUCGUGUUUACUAUUAACAAUGAUUUUCUCAAUGGGUCUUCCAAUGCCUGUAACAAAUCUAGAUCUUCUUGGGGUUCAGUUUCUCAAUUUCAUACUGGAUAAUAUUGAAAAUCCCCCCGAUACUGAUGUGGACGACCAAAUACCCGAUCUUUUCUUGAAUUUCGUGAUAUCUUUCAACCUGCAAUUUCAAGAGUAUGAUGAGAAUCCUGUCAUGGUCGCUUUGUCUCAAAGAAAUAUAGCUAAAUUUUUCACGGAGAAACUGUUAUUAUUAUUGAAUAGAGAAGAAGAUCCAAUCCGAAUAUUUGAUCAUACUCCCGCUCCACCCCAUUCACUGCUGAAACUCUUCAUCGACUUAUUCAAUAGCGAAGAGACAGCUAAUUUGUUCUACACAAACGACAUCAAGGUUUUAAUUGAUAUUGUAGUCAGAAAUAUCUCGGAUUUAUCUCCCGAUGAUGUGCGAAGAACGCAAUACCUACAAUUGUGCAGGUUGAUAAUGAAAAAUACUAACUACGAGGAACACAGGCACAGGAUCGACGAGAUUUCAAAGUGUUUCACUAGAAUAUUCUGUGAGGAAGGUAGGGUUAGUGCCAAAGAUCAAAAAUUGGUCCGAGAGAUCUCAAACGAAUUUCCACAGUAUUUCAAAUGAAUUCCAAAGUUUUUAUAUCUAUAUAAUUAUGUUACCGACUUUACAUGGCCAUAUUAGCUUUAAGUAGACAUUUAUUUCCAUUUCGAUGCAAUAGCAUGUGAUUCUAUAUUUUUUAUAUAUUAUUUAGAUGAAAUAUUUAAAUAAAAUGAAAAUAUAACAGAAAAAACUUCUUCAAAACA